Messenger RNA from Nylanderia fulva, 810 nucleotides. Lineage: Eukaryota; Metazoa; Arthropoda; Insecta; Hymenoptera; Formicidae. The record is from RefSeq and is a predicted model, not a curated record.
AUGCGCGCGGGAUGUCGUAUCAAAUUACCGCGAAAAAUUGUGACAAAGAGAGCGGUGGUUAAUGUGCAAUCAGCGGACAAUGCGUGUUUCGCAUGGUCAGUGGUGGCCGCUCUUUACCCUGCUGAAAGAAACACGGGUCGAGAAUCCUCUUAUCCACAUUACACAACAGUGCUGAAUCUCCAGAACAUUGAGUUUCCAGUGACUAUAAAUCAAAUUAAAAAGUUUGAACUUGCAAACGACAUCUCCGUGAAUGUGUACAGCAUCAAGAACAACAUUGUCCCGCUACGUCUUUCAGAGAAAAAAAAAGACAGACACGUCAAUUUGUUGUACGUGCAAGACGAAAACAGCGUUGGACAUUUCGCUUGUAUAAAGAAUUUAUCUCGACUUGUCAGUGCGCAACUGAGUAAAAAGAAAUGUAGAAGAUAUAUCUGUGAUCGAUGUUUACACUAUUUCAAUUCGGAAGACAAGUUGCAGACGCAUACUGUAGACUAUGGAAAAUUAAAUAACUGCGCUAUCCGAUUACCGAGCGAUAAGGACAAGUGGCUCAGCUUCAACAACUACAACAGAAAGGAGCGGCUUCCGUUCGUGGUGUACGCCGAUUUGGAAUGCGUUUUGAAAAAGAUGGAAGAAGAAAAAACAUAUCAACACCAUCAAACAUUGACAUGGUUAUGUUUAUUGAACGGUAUACGCGGCGGUCUUAGUCAAUGUUCAGGUCGAUACGCACAUGCUAAUAACAAGUACAUGCAAUCGUACGACCCAUCGAAACCGUCAUCCUACCUUAUGUACUUAGAUGUUAUAUCCUCGAAGUAG